AUGGUCUUACCACAAUCUCUUCUUCGAUCUGCUCAAAAUCAUCCUAUGCUUAUUGAAUUAAAAAAUGGAGAAACUUAUAACGGUCACUUAGCAACUUGUGAUUCAUGGAUGAAUAUUCAUUUAAAAGAUGCCAUUUGUACAUCAAAAGACGGUGACAAGUUUGUUAAAUAUCCAGAAGUUCUUAUUAGAGGUUCAACUGUGAAGUAUAUUCGAAUCCCUGAAGAGGUUGUUGAUCUUGUAAGAAAAGAAGCUGAAGAAGCUAGAAAACAACAAAAGGAUAACAAAAAAUUCAAAAAACAAUGGAAUAGUAGAGGAGGACAUAGUCAAAGAGGUGGUAUUCAAAAGGGAGGUGGAAACCAAAGAAAUAAUAGAGGUGGUAGAGGAAACUUCCAAAAUCGUAAUUAA
Messenger RNA from Strongyloides ratti, 405 nucleotides. RefSeq names its product U6 snRNA-associated Sm-like protein LSm4. The transcript is spliced from 2 exons. The record is from RefSeq and is a predicted model, not a curated record. NCBI's taxonomy places the organism in Eukaryota, Metazoa, Nematoda, Chromadorea, Rhabditida, Strongyloididae. Gene Ontology annotation, molecular function: U6 snRNA binding. Bases 1 to 405 code for a protein of 134 amino acids. Gene Ontology annotation, cellular component: P-body; spliceosomal tri-snRNP complex; U6 snRNP. Gene Ontology annotation, biological process: P-body assembly; mRNA splicing, via spliceosome; nuclear-transcribed mRNA catabolic process.